AGGACUAUGACUAUGUCUAGUUACAAAAAUAAUGCAUCUGGCAACAAAGCAAGACCACAAAUUUGGCUGCUUGUUUGAAUUUGUCUGGCACUUCCGGUAUAAGACAUUCUUUCAUUUCUCAUCCUAGCAACCGCGAUAACAGUUAUCUAAAAAUGGCUGCUGAAGUAGAAGAAACUUUGAAGAGAAUCCAGUCUCACAGAGGUGUGACAGGGACAAUUGUUGUCAACAGUGAAGGCAUACCUAUAAAGACUACACUGGACAACUCCACAACUGUGCAAUAUGCUAGCCUCAUCCACAGUUUGACAGCGAAGGCGCGAAGUACAGUCAGGGAUAUUGACCCUUCAAAUGAUCUCAAGUUUUUGCGAAUUCGUUCCCGUAAGAAUGAGAUCAUGUGCGCACCUGAUAAGGAGUUCCUUCUUAUAGUGAUACAGCAAGAUGAACAGUCUUAACAGAAGUAUCAUGUCAAACUUUCAGUCAGCAAACAUGCUUCCAGAAAUGCCAUCAAACUUUUUUUUGUCUUAUUUGACAUAUACAUUGAUUUGAUAUUUGAGAAAUCAUGCACUCAACAAUUAAAUAAUAGCUACAAGUUUGUCAAUUGUUUCAGAUUGCUAAAAUAUUUUCCAGCUAAUCUUUGGUACACACUAGUUUUAAAAUGCUCCACAUGAGUUUUAUUUAUUGUCUUUCUAUUGUAAUUUAGACAAAUCAAAAGUAAACACUUGUUAUUUAUUUUAAUUUUCUGUCUUUUCUUUUUUAUUUACUUAUUUUUAAUUGAACUUAAAAGUAAUAGCCAAAAAUAACUUAUUAUAUGGAAGUAAUCCUGGUGUACAUGCUUGAUAGUUAAGCCUUGGUUACAUGUUUUUAAGAGUUUUUUUUUUCUUUUUUUUUUUUGGUAAUUAAUAAUGUCAUAGAAAUAAACCUUUUCUUUUCACACAUA
This is a messenger RNA of Biomphalaria glabrata, 934 nucleotides long. Its product is annotated as dynein light chain roadblock-type 2-like. Gene Ontology annotation, molecular function: dynein intermediate chain binding. Bases 153 to 449 code for a protein of 98 amino acids. Lineage: Eukaryota; Metazoa; Mollusca; Gastropoda; Planorbidae. Gene Ontology annotation, cellular component: cytoplasmic dynein complex; centrosome; cytoplasm. The record is from RefSeq and is a predicted model, not a curated record. The transcript has 4 exons. Gene Ontology annotation, biological process: microtubule-based movement.